Molecule: messenger RNA, 2766 nt
Organism: Aureobasidium pullulans EXF-150
Lineage: Eukaryota; Fungi; Ascomycota; Dothideomycetes; Dothideales; Saccotheciaceae
Exons: 3
Coding region: 235-2724 (829 amino acids)
Cellular component (GO): nucleus
Molecular function (GO): RNA polymerase II CTD heptapeptide repeat phosphatase activity
Source: RefSeq, a predicted model, not a curated record
GACCAGUCCGCCCGCUCGCGAUUCCUCGUCACCAUCACAGUUCACUUGUCGCGCGACAACUUCUUGCACUCUCUCAACUCGACACCAUCGUCACCUUCAUCGCUAUCGCACUAGCUUCCGUCUCCGACUUUGCACUUUCGUUGCCUAGAACAGACUGGCAACUGGCCCCAAACCCGACACGAGAAACAAUCAAGACAACGCGCCAUGCCCGUGGCCUAAAUCGCACUUUCACCAAUGCGCAUCAUCACUCCCGAGAACCUGCACUACCCCAUCACCGUCACGAAGCUAUUUCGUCAGCCGCAGGACCAGAUCGAUCACAAUGCGCCCCUGUUCGCCUACCAGUACACGACAAAGGUGCUCGAGGGCGAUGAGGAAACACGCGAGGACGUCUUGGUCGACCGCGUGUGGUACUCGACCUUUGAGAGCACUGCCGAGGGCACCUUGACCGAAUGGCACAUUUCGAAAGGACGCGUUAUAGGCGGGCCCGGUGCUCCCAUCGCCGACGUCGAAGAGGCCUGCAAGCACGAGGUACAGUUCGGAAAUCUAUGCGCCGAUUGCGGCAAGGACAUGACAACAGUUUCCUACAACACCGUCACACGCGACACGGACCGAGCAACCGUCAACGCCGUCCACGGCCAUACCUCGCUACUCGUCUCGCGCGCAGAGGCUUCCAAAUCAGACGAAGAAGCCAAGCGACGUCUUCUGUCGUCGCGUAAACUCUCACUUGUUGUCGACCUCGACCAGACCAUCAUCCAGGCUACCGUAGAUCCUACCGUCGCCGAGUGGCAGAAGGACCCUCAGAACCCAAACUACCCCGCCGUCAAGGACGUUCGCGCCUUCCAGCUCAUUGACGACGGCCCUGGUGCAAGAGGUUGCUGGUACUAUAUCAAGCUGCGGCCCGGCCUGGAAGACUUCUUAGCCACCAUCUCCAAAUACUAUGAGCUGCACAUCUACACCAUGGGUACUCGCACCUAUGCUCAGAACAUUGCCAAGAUUGUGGAUCCCGAUCGCAAGAUAUUUGCCGACCGUAUCCUCAGCAGAGAUGAGAGCGGAAGUUUGACGGUCAAGAAUCUUAAGCGCCUCUUCCCGGUCGACACCAAAAUGGUCGUUAUUAUUGACGAUAGAGGCGAUGUCUGGCACUGGUGCGACAACCUCGUCAAAGUCACCCCCUACGACUUCUUCGUGGGCAUUGGCGAUAUCAACUCCAGCUUCCUCCCGAAACGGCCUGGAUUAGAGCCAAGGCCAGCGAGUCUUGCGAGCGCAGACGCCCCAUCUACACCCGACGCAAGUUCAAUAAAUACUUCUCCGGCAGACUCUCCAACAAGCAAGGUUUCGGCCAUUGACCAACUGGUAUCCAUGGGUGGGGGUAAUGAUCCUACCAAGCUCAAAGAACAAACGUCGGAGCAGGGUGAGGCCAUCGCUGCUCAGCUUACCGACCGACCUUUGUUGCAGAAGCAAAAGGUUUUGGAUGCCGCAGAGGAAGACAGCAAUGGAACAGCCGAAGCAUCCUCUGACAAUGAUGCAGCUUCUGCGCCAGAUGCCCCGGUCGACGCGCAUAACAAAUACCGCCACAAUCUUCUGCAAGACAAUGACACCGAACUCCAUUACCUACAGCGCAGCCUUCAAUCAGUCCACUCUGCCUAUUUCGAAGCAUUAGAUCGAAAAGCUUCCGGUCCUCAAGAUGGUCGUGUCGCUGAAUUACGACCCGGCUCUGAUAACAACCGUAGAACAGACAACCUUAACAGCUUGCCGGAUGUUACCAGCAUCAUGGCGUCGAUGAAGCUCAAGGUUCUCAAGGGUGUACACCUAGUUUUCUCUGGAGUCAUGCCGCUCGGAGUUCAGGUCCAAAAUCACGAUUUCGCAAUUUGGGCGAAAAGCUUUGGUGCUACAGUAUCAGAAAACAUUACGAAGCGUACUUCACAUGUAAUUUCUUCGCCAUUACGAAAGACGGCCAAAGUUAGACAGGCUGCCAAAAAGCCCGACAAGAUCAAAAUCGUGUCUCAAGAUUGGCUGUUUGCCUGUUUGUCGCAAUGGCAGAAAGUAGACGAAGCACCAUUCCGGUUACACGCCGACCUGGAGAACGAGCUAAACGAGCCAGCCGCCAACGGACAAGGUUCGCCUUUCGAUGGUCCAGAUCAGAAUGCCCAAUUGUCCUCAUCAGACGAGGAGGCUGCAGUCACUGAAGAAGAAGAUUCUGUUGAAACCCCUGGCACCGAGAACGAAACCGAUGCGCGGGAGCAAGCAGAACUUGAAAGUUACAUGCCCGGAGCACGUCGCGGAUUGAAUCCCGCAGAUAUGAUUCAGGAUUUCGUUGGGUGGGAUCAAGAGCUUCAAGAAUUCUGUGGCGACAUUGAUUCGGAUGACGAUAGCGAACAAGAUUCUACUCGUUCAGAGCCAGAUGAUACAGAAUCGCUUCCCAGUGCCAAGAAGAGGAAGAGAGGCGAAGACGGGCAGUCAACCGACGAUGAAAGCGACUCAAGUCUGAGCUCCAGUAGACUCGAGCGAAGGAAGAGGAAGGCGCUGGCCAGAACAACAAGCCUUGUCAAUAUUUCUGCCGUAGAUGACUCGCAGAGGGUCGCGGCUGAAGCUCAGAGCGGUGAUCAACAGAAGGUCUCGACAAACACCGGAGACGAUGUCAAUGAUGAGGAUGAGGACGACUUGGAUCUUGAAGCUCAAAUGGAGGCAGAGAUGCUUAGACAGGCUGAAGAGGAAGGAUAUGCAUGAGUGAGGUCUUCUCUGAUGGGGUUGCUCGAACAUGAUAGGCAG